UUCCGAUUUCGUGCCUGCCCUGGUGGUAGUUGACAUGCAAGAAGACUUUUGUCCGCCGAAUGGAUCUCUCGCGGUCAAGGAUGGUCGCUCAAUCACGCCCUGUAUCAACUCUCUGCUUUCCCUACCUGGGUUCGUGGCUCGAGUAGCAACUCAGGACUAUCAUCCAGUCGACCAUAUCUCCUUUGCGAGCAAUCAUCCCGUGCCGAACAACCAACCGUUUGUGUCGGUCAUCGAGAUGAAAAACCCAGCACCCGGCAAGGGUGCCGAGACCAGGCUGCAGCAACUCUGGCCAGCGCAUUGCAUAGCUGGGACCUCUGGGGCGUCGGUCAUCCCGGAGCUUGAUACCAGCAAGAUCGACCUCUAUGUCAAGAAGGGCAUGCAUUCGGGAGUGGAGAUGUACUCGGCUUUUGCUGACAACUUUGGCAACCUCGACCCGACCGUUAACGCCAAGUCGGUGGAUGUGGACCUCGCAAGCCAUUUGGUGGAGAAGGGUGUCACGGAUGUUUUUGUCGUCGGGCUUGCAGGCGACUACUGUGUGAAAUAUACCGCGAUCGAUGCUGCAAAGGCAGGGUUCAAGAGCUGGGUCAUCGAAGAGGCCACUAAGUGUGUGGUGCCAGGGGAAGGCUGGGAAAAGGCCAAGCAUGAGCUUAAUGAUUCAGGCGUUGGCGUGAUUCACAUUGACGGUCCGGAACUUCAACGAGUCAAAUGAACAUAGGCUUGACAUGUUUUCUAAGCCUGUAGAAGGG
Molecule: messenger RNA, 746 nt
Organism: Penicilliopsis zonata CBS 506.65
Lineage: Eukaryota; Fungi; Ascomycota; Eurotiomycetes; Eurotiales; Aspergillaceae
Exons: 2
Coding region: 35-709 (224 amino acids)
Source: RefSeq, a predicted model, not a curated record